CCGGAAGUUAUAUUUUCGGACUAACCGGAGUCACUUGAUGCUUCCGUUAGAGAUAAAACCAUGGACGAGUAUCAAACAGAAGAGGAGACUGCGUUCAUCGUUGAAGAUGUGAGCAAAGUAAUUAAAGAGUCAGUAGAAGCCGCCAUAGGAGGAAGUACUUACCAACACAGCAGAGUAAACCAGUGGUCCACAUCUGUAGUGGAGCAGUGCCUCAGUCAGCUCAGCAAAAUGGGAAAGCCUUUCAAAUAUAUCGUAACCUGCAUCAUCAUGCAGAAAAAUGGUGCUGGUCUACAAACUGCUAGCGCCUGCUUCUGGGACAACUCUACUGAUGGGAGCUGUGCAGUGAGGUGGGAGAACAAGUCCAUGUACUGUAUCGUCAGUGUUUUCGGCCUCGCCAUUUGAACCCACUGCUCACUUUUGUAAUCAGAUUUUUACAAAACACGCCUCGGAUGUAGGUUAUGAUCCAAGAAAAAAAUUAUUAGAUUUCAGUGGUGAUCCAGAUUCAGGAAGGUUU
This is a messenger RNA of Solea solea (common sole), 514 nucleotides long. It is a transcript of the gene dynlt1b, whose product is annotated as dynein light chain Tctex-type 1b. Gene Ontology annotation, cellular component: cytoplasmic dynein complex; cytoplasm. The transcript is spliced from 5 exons. Gene Ontology annotation, biological process: microtubule-based movement. Bases 61 to 402 code for a protein of 113 amino acids. Gene Ontology annotation, molecular function: dynein intermediate chain binding. Lineage: Eukaryota; Metazoa; Chordata; Actinopteri; Pleuronectiformes; Soleidae. The record is from RefSeq and is a predicted model, not a curated record.